Molecule: messenger RNA, 742 nt
Organism: Hyphopichia burtonii NRRL Y-1933
Lineage: Eukaryota; Fungi; Ascomycota; Pichiomycetes; Serinales; Debaryomycetaceae
Exons: 1
Coding region: 328-651 (107 amino acids)
Source: RefSeq, a predicted model, not a curated record
UCCAUCCUGGAUUGCAAUGUUCAAAGAGUCGGCUUUAUAAACAUGUUUAAUAAACCUAUGUAUCAAUUGUAAUGUAUUCAUAUAAUCGAUACUUUCAUGAAUUGUUAAAUCAGCUAAAUUAUAUACACUAGUUCUUAAUGGAACAAUAAGAACGUGUCCCGGAACCAAUGGUUUUAAAUUGACUAGUGCAUAAGUAUAUUGUGACUUGUAAAACACUUGAUUGUUCACAAUAAACUUAUAAAAGUAAAUAUUUGACAUUAUCCUAGUGUUUUGGUAUUAGCUCUUUUAAAGAGCUGGAAAAUUAAUUGUAUGUAAUUACCCCCGAAAAUGGCUCGCUCCCUCCAGCCCUCGGAAGACAUCAAAAAAAACCUCCGUACCCUGGUUAUUCACCGGUUCGCCGUAUUAGAACCCAAGGCAGGCAAGACAAGACAGGAGGCAGGAGGCAGAAGACAAAAGGCAGAACAGAGACAAGAGACAAAAGGCAGAACAGAGACAAGAGACAAGAGACAAAAGGCAGAACAGAGACAAGAGACAAGAGACAAAAGGCAGAAGGCAGAAGGCAGAAGGCAGAAGGCAGAAGGCAGAAGGCAGAAGGCAAGAAACAAAGACAUACCAAAGCCCACCACCCAAGAAAGCACAAUCAAGGCAUAAGCAACAUCAACAAGGAAAGCAUAUAUAAUGCAGGGUAUAAUUAACGUAAAUUUACUCGAUUAUGAACCCAAGUAACCUCCGGGUACUUGUA